Rhinichthys klamathensis goyatoka is the source of this 1029-nucleotide messenger RNA. Its product is annotated as putative nuclease HARBI1. The transcript is spliced from 2 exons. The record is from RefSeq and is a predicted model, not a curated record. Bases 1 to 1029 code for a protein of 342 amino acids. Lineage: Eukaryota; Metazoa; Chordata; Actinopteri; Cypriniformes; Leuciscidae.
AUGGCUGACCUGGCGCUUUUAGAAGACGCAUAUGCGCCCUUGAGAAGGGAAAGAGUAUUUCAGGAUAGGCGAGAUUUUCUGAAUGAAUCAGAUGAAUGGCUGAUGAGCAGAUUCCGUCUUCCAAGGCAUCUUCUCCUGGAGCUGUGCAAUAACCUGGAGCCCUACCUCCAACGUGAGACCCGGCGGUCAAGGGCCUUACCUGUCCCAGUCCAGGUUCUCUCCACACUGGGGUUCUUGGCCACUGGAACCUUUCAACGGGAGAUUGCUGACAGGUCUGGCAUAUCCCAACCCACCAUGAGCCGCAUGCUGUCAUCCGUGCUGGCUGCCAUCAGGACUCUCAUCCCACACUACAUCCAAUUCCCAUACGACAAUGCCCAGCAAACAAUGAUUAAAAGGGGGUUUUAUGAGAUUGCUGGGAUUCCAAAUGUCAUAGGUGCAAUUGACUAUACCCACGUGCGUCUGAAACCGCCAUCGGUUAAUGAUUACGCAUACAUCAACCGCAAAAAUUAUCAUUCAGUCAAUGUGCAAAUUAUUUGUGAUGCCAGACUCCGCCUAUUAAAUGUUGUGGCACUAUGGCCUGGAGGCACCAACGAUGCCUUCAUUUUUGAGCACAGCAGCGUGCGCAGACGGCUGCAGGAGGGCGCAUUGAGGGGUCAUGGUUAUCUUUUAGGUGACAGGGGUUAUCCUCUUUUGGACAUUUUGAUCACCCCUGUGCCAAACCCCGUGACGCAUCAGGAGCGCAACUUCAACCACGCGCACGCACGAACACGAGCCACUGUGGAGCGCUGCGUGGGGCUCCUAAAAGGUAGAUGGCUCUGCCUGGCACACGCGGGGGGCACGUUGCUCUAUUCGCCAAAGAAGGUGUGCAACAUCAUUUUGGCAUGUGCCGUCUUGCACAACAUGGCUGAGAUAAACCGUGUGCCAUUUGACGCGCUGGCCCCAGACCCAGAAGUGCCAGUAGAGCAGUGGGCAGCACCACCGGCUUUAGGAGCCUUUCAGCUCAGACGGGACCUUUUUCAGCGGUUUUAA